AUGGACAACGAUCCUCCCAGCUCACAACCCGCCCCUCCCCCGCAACAGCAAAAACAAGCUGACCCUCCUUCCCAACGUUUCCCCCCUUUCCCGCCACCCCCGCCCUCUGCCGGCUAUAUAAUCCCAUUCUCCAAGUUCAAAGAACACGGCAUCCAGAUCUUCGCUGACCCACUCACAGGCGCCGAACUCGACGGCCUGGGCAUACCCACCGUCCGCCUGCGCGUGCCCCACGACACCGACGAAUGCAAAUCCAACGCAGGACGCAUACGCGCGGAGAUGAAAGCCAAAGCCAAAGCCGACGGCGACGGCGACAACGCAGACGAAGAAGACAAAGAUGAAGGUGAAGAAGAACCCACCGACAAAGGCAAAAAGAAGAAAAAGAAAAAGAAAAAACCUACCAUGUCGUACUCGAACAGGAACAGGAAGAACGUCGCGCUCCCCGUUGACCUCUCCAGCAUCUCAGACCCGAUCGCCCGCGCACAGGAGCAGCGCCGCCAGCGGCUCAUGCUCUUCGCCAAACAGGAGUGGUGGGAGCAAUGGGCUGCCGGCGAGGAUCUGCGCAAGGGCAGACCCGUCUACGAUACAUCCCUCCCACCGACAGACCGCAUCCACAUGGCAGCAACCGACUUCCGCACAGGGCGUAUAUGGCCACCCGCCGCAUCCGGCGGCCUCCAACUGCGCUACCUCUGGGAGCAAUUCCGCUUGUACGCCGGCCUCCUCGGAUCCACCCCCGUCUGGCGCCGCACAGACAUCGCCCCGGCCCCAUCAUCCACAGUCGAAGUUGACGGAGACGAUGACCAAGAUGGCGGAGAUGGAGAUGGAGAUGGCGGAGCGGAUGAUGAUGAAGAGGACGAUGAAGAAGCGUUCGAGCGCGAUGCGAUGGCGUCUGGCGUGCGCAACCCGUUCCUGCCUCCCAAACCGCGUCGUGAGCCAAAGGAAAAGGCGAAGCCUAGACCACGCCCCUUCGACUCCGAUUUCAACGACGACGACGAGGAAGAUGAAGAGCGGGACGACAUAGACCACGACGCGCCGCUCCCGACGUACCCGCAGAACCAGAUCCCGCGCGGCAAAUACAAGCGGAUCCCACCCCGCGCGCCAUACGCGCUACUUAACACAAAACCCAUCGAGAUCCCUUACAUCCCCCCCUCCUCCCUCUCCUCCUCCCUCUCCACACCCCCGCAGCGCAACGACGACCUCGCCUCAACGCAAAUUACCCUCCUCCUCUCCCUCGCCGUCUCCCUCCGCCACAUCCGCCUCACCGCCUUCCUCCGCGACCCCGCGCGCGUGAUUAGGGAGUUUUUGAGUAGCUAUUUGUAUACCCAGGGACUGGUGUAUGGUGCGCCGGGAAGGAUGAUGGGUGUUGGGAGGCUUGUGCUGUUUUUUAUCGAGUUUGUCGUGAGAGUUGGUGCGUUGAAGGAGGAUACGGGUGGUGGUGGGCAUUCCCUUCCUCUUGGCUCUAGUGUGCUCGGUAGCGGCGGCGGCGGCGGUACUGCUACUACCGGCUCAGGCAGAAAAGGCGAAACGCGCCGCCCCAAACCCUCAUCCAAAUCCCACACCACCGGCUCUGCAGGUGCAAGCACAAGCGCGAUGGAGCGUGAAUUCAUGAAAGCGGCGGAUGUAGCCCGGCGCGCGGUGAGCGAGAUCCCCAAGGCGGGGUGGGUCGUGAGGGUGUGUCCGGAUGUGGUGGGCAGGGGGUGCGAGGUGAUUUGGGGGCGGGUGUGGGUUGAGGAUGCGUGGUGGGGCGGGGAUAAGGGUGGUGGAGGAGGAGGAGGAGGUGCGGGUGCUGUUGAGGAAACCGACGCUGCUGGAGAUGUGUCUGCGAGCAAAGCAGAGGAGCAGGUAGAUGUAGAGGCACAGGUGGAGGAAGCGGGAGAAAAGGCACCGCAUAAUGAAGAAGACGAGGACGAGGAGACGCGCAUGAAGAGAUUCGAAGACGAGCUGCGUGCUGCGAAUGUGCAGCUUGUAAGCGCGGACCCGCUCGAGCUCGGCGUGCCGCCCGAAGUGGACGGUGUCGUCGUCGGGUCCACAUCCACCGCCGCGUCGCAGGGCGCUGAGACCAAAGAGCAGGAACAGAAUGUUGGAGGAGAGGAGGAGGAGGAGUAUACGCUGGAUGAUGUAGUUGAUGCACAGGCGUUGGUUGCUGAGGGCGUUCGCGUGCGCGAUCCGGAGGACGAUGUGGAUGGUGUUCCGGUUGUUGUUGUAGAGGAGGAGGGAGGGACAGCGCGAAUUGAAGAAGUCGUCGAUGAGCAGGUCGGAGAGAUUUCGGGUAUGAAGAAGGUGGUGUCUUUCGCUGAUCCCAGCACCAUCACCACCACCUCCUCCUCCUCCUCCUCCUCCUCCACCACCGCCGCUGACCAAAGCAAAAAUCCCACCAAUCCACCACCACACACACCAAAAGGGGAUAACGACACCACCAUCCGCCUCGAGGUUCAAAAAUCGAGUGAUGUCGCGAAAAAUUUCCAUGUUGGGGAUGUUUCUCCCACUGCGGAUUUGGUUCCGUUGACGGAAGCACAUGGUGGUGGUGGUGGUCGUGUGCGCGGAAAUGGAGACGCGAUCACGAACGCCCCGGAUGUGACCGAAAGCGUGAUUAAUGACGUCACGCGUUCUCUUCUUCCUACGGAUCCUCCUACACCGACACGCAAGUCCAACCCCGCGCCGACUGUACAUACCGCCUCUGAAUCGAACUCGGACUCGGAUACGUCCUCUGACGGGUUCUCAGAUACAGAUGACUGGACGCGGCUUCCUAACCCGCUCAAAUCGCGCUCGGAGAAGAAAACGGAUGACGAGAAGGAGAAGGAUAAACGGAACCCGUGGUUACCGCCUGCUGUACAGCCGCUGUUUGGUGUGCUGGGGAGUAUGUCGUUGUUUCCGGAGCGGUAUAGGCCUGGAGGAUGCGAUGCGGAUGUAGGGUGUGCAGAGCGGAGUGUGAGGCGGGUGAGGGAGGUUAUACUUCCUCCCUCCUAUUCCUCCUCCUCCUCCUCUUCCUCUGCCUUCAAAAACGCGGGGAAUGGUGCUGAGAGCACACAGCCGCAAUCAACAACACCAGCGAAUACGAAAGGCGUGCCUGUCGCAGCGAGCGGCGUGGACGAGGCGCUCGCGGAUGCGCUGGCGCGCGUUGUGUUGGAGCCGUGGAUCGACUUUGACGAUGCAGGCUGCGCAGGAUCGUACAUCACCCCGCGCACGCAAGGCCCACGCGCACUGCACCCCGACGAACUCGCUCUCGCGUCCGCACCGGACAUCGCCCCUCGCGCGCUCGACGACGACACAGGCGACCCGCUCCCGGACGCCGAGCAGCAGCCGCUGACGGCGGAGCAGGCAGCGAGGAAGGACGCGCAGAAGCGCGCGCGGCGGGUGGUGCAUGAGCGGAAGAAGUACGCGCAUGAUCCGGGGAGGGAUGCGAUUUGUGUGCUGCUUGAGCCGCGGGUGGCGGAGGCGAUGUGUGUGGGGAUGGGGCUUGCGGGGACGUGGGUGCAGCUUGUGCCGGUGUAUGUGCCGCCUCCGCCUGGGACCGACGGUGCUGCGCGGGGGAGGGGGCGCGGGAGGGGGAGAGGGAGGGGGAGGGCGACCCCGCGUGGAGGGCGCGGAGGCGGAGGCACAGGCGCACCCGCACCCGCACCGUUCAUCCCCCCGAAACAGCCGACGUACUGGUACAUCGAACACCUGCAUAUGGCUGUACCGUCGUACUGGUCCGUGCCGCCGCCUUCGGCAGACGCGCCGGGCUCGCUGCUCGCGGAGGGCGAGGAGCUCGCGCGCAUGUUCCGCGAGGCGGUGGAGAGGGGCGAAGGUGGUGUUGAUGUGCGUGCGGGCAGGGGUAAGGGAGAUGGCGCGCGUGCGGGGUCGAGGGACGAUGCGGAGAGGAUGGAGAUGGCGAUGGAGAUUGAGCGGGAGAUUAUGAUGCGCUUGGAGGAGGAGGAGGGGGACGACUUUGAUUGA
Messenger RNA from Psilocybe cubensis, 3933 nucleotides. RefSeq lists its product as uncharacterized. The transcript is spliced from 2 exons. Bases 1 to 3933 code for a protein of 1310 amino acids. The record is from RefSeq and is a predicted model, not a curated record. Lineage: Eukaryota; Fungi; Basidiomycota; Agaricomycetes; Agaricales; Agrocybaceae.